Messenger RNA from Pseudo-nitzschia multistriata, 1343 nucleotides. The record is from the annotation of a GenBank genome assembly. NCBI's taxonomy places the organism in Eukaryota, Bacillariophyta, Bacillariophyceae, Bacillariales, Bacillariaceae.
GGAAAUCCACACGCAGCGACCAUUGAGCACCUGUCGUCAACCAAGAAAACAUGACGAAGAACAACUACAAAACGGCUCUAGCUCUGCUGCUGCUUGCCGGGAUCUCCUCGGCAAUGCAGGACAUUCGAUUUGCCUCGCCUCUGCAAUCCCUGACCAUUCCGGAUCCCGAGGUGCUCGAGAAAAUUCCCGGUUCGUCUUCGUCGAAUGAUGGUGAUGGAGAACCAAUCGCACAACACACCAUGGUAACGCCCCGAAAUCGAUUCCUAAACCGUUUCACACAGGGCCUGAAAGCGGAAAAGACGGCUCGGGAAGAACUCGCUCUCGGAAUUGCUAAGAUCGAUGACGAUGCGUUCGACGCAAGCGGAAAAGAUUGGGUCAACCAAGCCAAGAGCGCCGACGAACGACGCCGUCGCACGGAAGGUGCAUUCAUUGAAAGCGCCCACGAUGCCGCGGUGGCCAAAUGCGAAGCCUCAACUGGAAAGGACGCCGAGGGCAGACCCAAGAAUCCGAACAAGUACCAAUUUGUUGGGCUUGUGGAUCGAAGCAAUAAAGACAAGCCCAUUUCGUGGCACGCCCGCCCCAAACCAGAGAAUUCCAAGUGGUCUGUUCGAUUGGUGCACGUCAAUAAGGAAGCUAUUGUCAAAGAUUUGUUCGACCGGGGCAAGAUCGACAUUUUCGCGAAGUACACCAACACGGGACGCAAAGUGCAAAUCGAAGAAAAGGGCGAAGACGGCUCAACGAUUAUGAAGAGCACCAACGUCCCUAUCGUGACCACAAAAUACGAAGCUCKGGAACGAUCAUUGAAGUAAGUCGGGUGUUAAAGUACUCUUUCGUUGUUUCAAGAAAACUUUCUUGAAUCAACGGCCUGAAGUUCUGUUUUUGGUUUUUAAGUGGCGGAUGAUUGGCUGUCCAUUAGAAGCUGCGGGCAUCCGAUCUGCUUUAAGCCUCUCCUCCCCUCCCUUUCGUUUUGUAUGGCUCAUCUUACUUACUCUGAAUUUCUUUGGGGCCUUUUUUUUAGAAAUCUCUUCAAUUUUUCUCCGAAGCAUUUCUUCACCGACUCUUCCGGUGCGUACUGGAGGGAACGACGUCUCCGACCGGGAAUGUACACAGACGGGGACAGCGUUUACGAAUCCAGCUAUCGCUACCGGGACGGAAGAAAUGGAAUGCACAAGAUCGGAACCCUGCAGCAAUUCCUGUCCUCUUCGUCGGUCGACACGAAUGACAAGGAAAAAAUUCUGAAAAAACUAAAUGAGGCGGCCCCCGAUGUUGUCCUUGAGCUAUAAACAAAGCGUACGAGUGUACGUUGUCAUAGAAUUAUGAUAUAAUAUAAACUUCCUUUUCUA